CGUUUUUUGGAUUACGGAGAGAAGGCGAGCGGCGCGGGCGCGUCCGACACUCGGGAUCAUGGAAUUAUGGACAAAGUUGGUGUUGUUGUGCGGCUGCUGCUGCUUUGGAGCGAGCGCGGACUUCGAUGGCAGGUGGCCACGGCAGAUGGCCUCGUCCAACGGCCUGUGUCGAUACGGGCCCAGGGUGGACUGCUGCUGGGGAUGGACCCGCCGCUCCUGGGGCCACUGCCAGCCUCUCUUCGCCUUAACUCACAGAGUAGUCGGGAUAAGGUGCCAGCCCCAAGCCGUGUGCCAGCCGGGCUGCAAGCACGGAGACUGCGUGGGACCCAAUAAGUGCAAGUGCCACCCUGGCUUCACCGGCAAGACCUGCAAUCAAGAAGAAGAGCUGGACUAUUUAACCCCACCAGCGUGGGCCAGCCACCUCCCUGUCUUUCUUCCCGUGGAUCAUCAGCCAGCGAGAGUAGCGAUGGAGGACCUGAAUGAGUGCGGGCUGAAGCCGAGGCCUUGUAAACACAGGUGCAUGAACACAUACGGGAGUUACAAGUGCUACUGCCAAAACGGAUACAUGCUGAUGCCUGACGGGACUUGUGGAAAUGCUCGCACUUGUGGCAUGGCCAACUGCCAGUAUGGCUGCGAGGUGCUGAAGGGAGAGGUCCGCUGUCAGUGUCCGUCCCCGGGGCUCCAGCUGGCUCCAGAUGGAAGAACCUGCGUGGAUGUGGACGAGUGCGCAGCAGGAAUAGCCGUGUGUCCCAGGUUCAGGAAAUGCAUCAACACCUUCGGUAGCUACAUCUGCAAGUGCCACGACGGGUUUGACCUGCAAUACGUCAAUGGGAAAUACCAGUGCACAGAUGUGGACGAGUGCUCUCUAGGUCAGAGCCACUGCAGCAGCCUUGCCACCUGCUACAACACGCCGGGCUCAUACAAGUGCAAAUGCAGAGACGGCUACAGGGGGAUGGGCCACGACUGCAAACCCAUUCCAAAGGUGGUUAUUGACCCUCCCAGACCAGGCAAACCGCCGCCAAAUCAUCACAACCACAUCCCCGACCUGGAUCAGCGGAGGACCACCACCACCAUCCGCCCACCAGAGACUCCAAGGAGAAUCUUCCCAGUUAUCCCCAAAUCCACAACAACCACCACAACAACAGCGACGACGACGACGUCGACAACCACAACAACAACAAUGACGACCAAGGCACCUCCGCCUCCAAAAAGGGUCACCCCACCUCCACGCAAGCCGCCAGUGCCCACCCGGAAGCCCUUCGUCCCCACCAGGAAGCCACAAAUACCCACACGCAAGCCCUACAUCCCGCCGAGGCCGGUAGCUCCCACCAGACGCCCCCCGGCCCCAACGCCACCACCGGUCACCCCUGUAGACAACACCAUCCAGAAGGAGGUCACCAAGCAGAGAGGGGACGUCCACAUCCCUCGGAACAAUGGCCACAACACCGUGCUCGGCAUCGACUUUGACAUUGAGCUCGGCAACGUGGCGGACGAAGCCAAAGACGACCCAGAGUCGGGGUAUCUGAGCUGCUCCUUUGAUGACGGCCUUUGCGGUUGGAUCCGGGACAAAGACGGAGACCUGCACUGGGAGACGACACCUGAUCCAUCAGGUGGACGGUACCUCACCAUACCUGAGGUCGGCAACAAGAGGACUGGACGAGGGGCCCGACUGGUCCUCCCACUCACCUCUCCCUGGAAUGAUGGCAAUCUGUGCCUGUCGUUCCGGCACAAGCUGGCAGGCCACCACGUGGGAAUGCUGCAAGUGUUUGUGAAGAAGGGGAAGCAGUACAGUCCGGCGGUCUGGGGCCGGACAGGCGGAAAUGGCUGGAGGCACACCCAAAUCACAUUAUGGGGCGCAGGCCUGGAGAGUGUGAUCCUGAAGGGGGAGCGCGGGCGAGGCAGGAGCGGCGAGAUGGCUGUGGACGACAUCACCCUGAGGAAAGGCUCCUGCACGGAGGAGCACAAUCUGAGGAGACUCUAACUGACAGAACAGAAAAAAAGGCAGAAAGAAGACCAGAGGGAAUGUCAUCUCAAAGAGAAGUGACUCUGUUGUGACACCCCCUCGCUCUGCCUGGGCUCACACUGAAGCCUGCCCCAACCCUCCCCCCAGACAUCCUUUGAACGAUGUCCGAAAAAUUGUGCAUCCGCAGAACAGCGGGUGUCUCUUUUCUCGACUGUCCGUGGAUAAAGGGACUGAACCGGAUCUCAUGGGCUGAUCCCAGCAGCACACCCCUGUCUUCUCAGCCUCCCUCUCACUGCAUCACCAUGUUAGUCUCAAACGUGCACGUACCUACUCACAAUGGAAAUGUCCUCCACCUAACACAAACCCUGGCAGCCCUCCGGCCGCGCCGGUGAGUGGCCCACUUUCCCUUCAUUUCUUACUGGAGAGAGUGUCGGUCCCUCCGGAGUCUACUUUUUCAUUGCUUUGAUCCUUAAAAACUUAAGCCAUUGCUUUUUAUUUGCUGGAUGUUAAAACAUGCGGCCAGGGGUGCAAUUUGGAAAUGUUUUGAUCAGCAAAAUAUCAGAGGUAGUAUACAUCUUUCAAGGGGUUAGAUAUAUUAUCAAAGAAAGUAAAAGACAAAAGAUAGUGUCAUGAUUGGGUUCUAAUCCAGAUUACUCAAAAUCUAAAUUAGUCAGUUUAGGCCUCCUUUUGCUGGCAUACUUUGAGUUUUUGGUAUCACUACUACUGUCACAUUAUUUCAAAGAUCAGUUCGCAUCUCUAUCUGAAGCCUCUUAUAGUUGUUUAAACAGUCCACAAUCAUGUUUUUCAUACACUCGAAAUGUGUCAAACAGAAUCAGCGUAUGAUGUCUGACGUUUGCAGAUCAACAGUUACUUUCUAUUAUGCAGUAUGUGCAUUGUUUUAUUAAGUGCCGUUUGUUGUAAAGACAACAACACCAACAACGUUUCAGGCUUUCACCAAUUGUAUUAUUGUAAAUGUAGUCGCGUGUAAAUACUUUACGAUCCCAUUUGUUGUGUGGUUAAUAUGUUAUGUUAAUUCACCCUUGAAAAUUGAUUGGAUUUCAAAACUGUUGGUAUUUAAACUCUUAAUUAAAGAACAUGUAUACAGUUUGAAACCUUGUGCAAGGCAGUUUAAAGUGCACAUAGUGUGUAUGUCAUGUGUUAUGGUAUAGUGCUCUGUCUGUAACUUGCAAAGCACGUAGUUACAUAUUGUAUGCUGUGACAAUGAAGGGCAUCGGCUGGAAUUUAGAGGUUUUCUGUUUGCAUGGGUGCAUUCACCAAAUUCAGAUUUAUCCAGACCAGUAUGUAAAUAAAUUACAUUUGACUGAUA
Scophthalmus maximus (turbot) is the source of this 3290-nucleotide messenger RNA. RefSeq names its product nephronectin a (gene npnta). The transcript is spliced from 14 exons. Lineage: Eukaryota; Metazoa; Chordata; Actinopteri; Pleuronectiformes; Scophthalmidae. Gene Ontology annotation, molecular function: calcium ion binding. The record is from RefSeq and is a predicted model, not a curated record. The coding region runs from base 59 to 1981 and encodes 640 amino acids. Gene Ontology annotation, cellular component: membrane.